Messenger RNA from Elaeis guineensis (African oil palm), 1515 nucleotides. RefSeq names its product UDP-glycosyltransferase 73C6-like. The record is from RefSeq and is a predicted model, not a curated record. Lineage: Eukaryota; Viridiplantae; Streptophyta; Magnoliopsida; Arecales; Arecaceae. Gene Ontology annotation, molecular function: UDP-glucosyltransferase activity.
AUGAGCAACCAAGCUACCUUGAGUGGUCUCAGCUGUCGCAAGCCUCACUUCAUCUUGGUCCCCCUGGCAGCCCAAGGGCACAUAAUUCCCAUGGUCGACUUGGCUCGUUUACUUGCGGAACGAGGUGCCCGUGUCAGCCUGGUCACCUCCCCAGUGAACGCUGCUCGAAACAAGGGCAUCAUCAACCGAGUCAUGGAAUCUGGUCUUCCAGUCCACUUUGUGGAGCUCCAAUUUCCUUGUAUCGAAGCUGGUCUUCCGGAGGGUUGCGAGAAUAUGGAUCUCCUCCCUUCAAACGACCAUCUGAAGACAUUUUUCGACGCCCUGAGCCUGCUUCGAGAACCACUUGCCCGAUACGUGCAAGCACAACGGCCCCGCCCAACAUGCAUGAUCACCGACUCGAGCUGCCCGUGGGCCGCGGAUGUCGCUCGCGAGCUUGGAAUGCCACGGUUCAUCUUUCACGGGCCCUCUUGCUUUGUCAUGGUGUCCUUCAUUCUCAUGCAGCUACACGGGAUCUACGACCGCAUAACCGACGAUUUUGAGCCCAUCCUCAUACCUGGGCUGCCGCAACCAAUCGAGGUCACCAAAGCCCAGGCACCAGGCUUCUUUAAUUUGCCAGGGUGGGAAAGGCUUCGAUCGGAGGUUCUACAAGCGGAGUUGACGGCCGAUGGGGUGGUGAUGAACACUUUUGAUGAUCUAGAGCAUUCAUUUAUCGAGCUUUACAAGAAGGUGACAGGAAAGAAUGUCUGCGCUGUCGGUCCAUUGUCUCUCUGCAACAAGGAUCUUGAUGACAAGGCUGGGAGAGGGGACAAGUCUUCUAUUGACCACCGUAGAGUUCAAAGUUGGCUCGACUCGAGGAAACCCAAGUCUGUGCUCUACGUCAACUUUGGUAGCAUUGCACGGUUGCGUCCUUGCCAACUCAUUGAAAUAGGGUGUGGUUUGGAGGCAUCCAACCAGCCCUUCAUCUGGGUGAUCAAGGACGUGGAGAAGACGCCGGAGGUGGACAAAUGGUUGUCGGAGGGAUUCGAGGAGAGGGUAAGCACGAGGGGCCUUGCGAUUAAGGGGUGGGCGCCGCAGAUGGUCAUCCUGUCGCACCCUGCUAUCGGAGGAUUUAUCACACACUGCGGAUGGAAUUCGACGCUGGAGGCCGUGUCCGUAGGCGUGCCGAUGAUAACAUGGCCUUAUUUUGCGGACCAAUUCCUCAAUGAGAAGCUGAUUGUGGAUGUGCUGGGCAUUGGCGUGGCGAUUGGGGUGAAACUGCCCAUCUUCUAUUUCAGUGAAGAUGGUCCACCGGCAGCGAAGAGGGACGAUAUAGAGAGGGCAAUCUCCAGGUUGAUGGACAACGGAGAGGAAGGAGAAGAGAGAAGAAAGAGGGCCAAGGAGCUGGCUGAAAAGGCUGUGAGGGCAAUGGAAGGAGGAGGCUCAUCCACAGAGAACAUUGCAUACUUGAUUCGUUACGCCUUGGAGCAUGGAAAGAAGGAUUCGGAAGAAGAGGAACACAAUGCGUAGAUUCGUUCA